AUGCUAGCACCGAGAUGGUUAGGAAAACUGUUGCUAGGGGGGUUGCUACUUGCAUCUGCCUGGGUUACCACCAUUGCAUAUCCUGAGCUUUGCCAACCAGAUGCACAGAAUGCUUUCAAAGUACGGCUUAGUAUCAAAACAGCUCUAAAGGAAAAAGCAUAUUGCUGGGAUGCUACUGAAGAAUAUCUAUUUAAAGCAAUGUUAGCUUUCGCUAUGAGAAGAUAUUUGAAUCAAGAAACAACCCAAAUUUCCAACAUAUUGCUGUGCAAUGUUACCAGUCGGGUAUCAUUUUGGUUUGUAGUCACAGAUUCAUCCACAAAUAUAACAACUAUUCCCAGGAGUGAUGUGGAAGCAGCCAUAAGAAUGAAUAGAAACCGGAUCAACAAUGCCUUUUUAUUAACCGAUGACACACUGCAGUUCUUGGAAAUUUCAUCAACUUUAACUCCACUGGUUGAGCACCCUCUGCCCACCUGGAUGAUUGUAUUUGGUGUUGUUCUUGGCAUCAUUGUGAUUGGAAUUAUUUUAGUUGUAUCUUCUGGGAUUUAUCACCGCAAGAGACAUAAUAAGAAUCCUGAAGAAACAGAAGAUUUAGAUGAUAAAUGUGAAGCAGCCAUAACAAUGGAAAAUAGAAUUCCCUGCCAUACUUUAGAUUUAAAAGUUGGACAGAUUAAUGGAGUCUAUGCAGCAGCAGAUGACGAACGGUUUACACCCUUAUGAACAUAAAUGGAUGCUGUUUCUCAGUCUCUUUCUGAGACUCUGCCCUCCUUUUAUCUGGCUGUUACUGCUGAUUAUCAAUAACAAGAAAAUUAUGUACUUUGCCUUUUUCUUUUCUUUUUUGUCCUUUGGAGCAUUUCUUUUGAUAAGCAUGCUUAUAUAGUGAUAUGCCUGAGUUUCUCGUUCAAAGGCAGCGUUCUUCGUGAAAACAUGUAAAUGACUAAUACAACUUCCAAUGUUAACUGCUCUUUGGAUGCAUCAAAGAUGUAAGGCCAAAGAUGCUUUCUUAUUAUUAUUAUUUAUUCAUAUAUUCACCCUUUCUAUUAUUUUAUGGCAGGAAAAACGUGAGCUGCUUUCUUCCAGUAUACAAGCCAACUUUUGCCACCACAGGAUUCUAUUUACUUCAUUGGGCACCAAAGCACGAACAAAAUAUAAUUGUGAAAAAUUGAUAGAAAAAGAACAAAUGGUAUGCUUAGGCUGUGUUUACAAUCACUUCUUGGACACCUGAAGGGCUAUUAUAGUUGUCAUUACAAAAUAUAUUCUCCCACUACGGUUCUUUGCUCAAACUAACUGGGCAAAGUUUUACAGUGUUUCAGUAAUUAAGAGUUUUUGUCCAGCAAUGAUGUAACAAGUGUGCUUCUUUUGGCAUAUUCUAUCGGGGCACCAAUUGGAUGAUAAAAAGUGGAAGAUCUAAAGUACUGAAGGUUAGGAUAAUAGGACAUUCAGGAAUCAAAGUUCAAUAUUAAGAGGGGAAUAUGUUAUAUUUUGGAUUUCUGAGCAAUGGAUUAUAACAGACUUAAGAAUCCUAGUCUCUUAAAAUUCAAAAACUGAGAAAAAGUCACACAACUAAUAACAAGGAGGGGUGGGGAGGAGGGCAGAAUCUGUUAUGAACUAAUA
Molecule: messenger RNA, 1611 nt
Organism: Candoia aspera
Lineage: Eukaryota; Metazoa; Chordata; Lepidosauria; Squamata; Candoiidae
Gene: CLTRN
Product: collectrin, amino acid transport regulator
Exons: 6
Coding region: 1-717 (238 amino acids)
Biological process (GO): positive regulation of amino acid transport
Cellular component (GO): extracellular exosome; plasma membrane
Source: RefSeq, a predicted model, not a curated record